CCGGACGACGCAGGUACCCCGGCGGCGGAUUCUGCGGAGUAGGGGGCCUGGGUGGCCUUGGCACGGGUGCGCCAUCCAGGCCGCCAGGUGGGACGGCCGCGAUCAGGACCCCGCCGGGCGCCCCGACAGACGAAGUGUUUAAUAAUGCGUGAAAUCGAGACGCUGUGGUUCCCAUUCUGAUUGUGUGCGCAGCUAUGGAAAGUUGGUGCUGGGGAAGGACUUUAGAGAUGGUUGAUUCCCGUUCCUUCAUUUUACAGAGGAGAAAACAGGCCCUGAGAGGCAACAGGCAUCUUGGAGACUCACCCAACUAGGCUUUAUGCUUCUUGGCUUCUAAAGAAAAUGGCAGAAACAUCAUCAGAGCCUUCUGGGCAGCUUGUUGUACACUCAGACACUCACAGUGACACUGUUCUGGCCAGUUUUGAGGAUCAGCGGAAGAAAGGCUUUCUCUGUGACAUCACUUUAAUCGUGGAGAAUGUGCAUUUCCGGGCUCACAAAGCCUUACUUGCUGCCAGUAGUGAAUACUUCUCCAUGAUGUUUGCUGAAGAGGGGGAGAUUGGUCAGUCCAUUUAUAUGCUGGAAGGCAUGGUUGCUGACACGUUUGGUAUGCUGCUGGAAUUUAUCUACACGGGCUGUCUCCAGGCCAGUGAGAAGAGUACGGAACAGGUCCUGGCUACCGCUCAGUUCUUAAAAGUCUAUGACCUGGUAAAGGCUUACACGGAUUUCCAAAAUAAUCAUAGCUCCCCAAAGCCAACGACUUUGAGCACUGCUGGUGCCCCAGUGGUUGUUAUUUCUAAUAAGAAAAAUGAUCCUCCAAAGCGGAAACGGGGAAGGCCAAGAAAAGUCAACAGUUUGCAGGAGGGGAAAUCACAGCUGCCUGCAGAGGAAGAAAUACAGCUGAGAGUAAACAAUUCGGUUCAAAAUAGACAUAACUUUGUGGUAAAAGAGGGAGACAGCGGUAUACUGAAUGAACAGAUUCCAGCAAAAGACACAGAAGAUUGUGAGCCAGGGAGAGGGGAGGAAGUGCCUGCUGAAAAAGAUGAGAAUUGUGAUCCCAAGACCCAGGACGGGCAGGACAGCCAGAGUCGGUACAGCAAGCGGAGGAUUCGGAGGUCCGUCAAACUUAAAGAUUACAAACUUGUUGGGGACGAAGAUGACCAGAGUUCAGCCAGAAGGGUCUGUGGAAGGAGAAAGCGCCCUGGUGGCCCUGAGGCCUGUUGUAAGGACUGUGGCAAAGUGUUUAAGUACAAUCACUUUUUGGCAAUCCACCAGAGGAGCCACACGGGGGAGCGGCCUUUCAAAUGUAAUGAGUGUGGAAAAGGCUUUGCCCAGAAGCACUCCCUGCAGGUCCACACCCGGAUGCACACUGGCGAACGACCCUACACCUGCACGGUGUGCAGCAAGGCUCUCACCACCAAGCACUCCCUGCUGGAGCACAUGAGUCUGCAUUCAGGACAGAAGUCUUUCACCUGUGAUCAGUGUGGCAAAUAUUUUAGCCAGAAAAGACAACUAAAGAGCCAUUAUCGAGUUCACACAGGCCACUCAUUACCGGAAUGCAACCACUGCCAUCGCAAAUUCAUGGAUGUGUCUCAGCUAAAGAAACAUCUACGGACACACACAGGUGAGAAGCCAUUUACUUGUGAAAUCUGUGGCAAAUCUUUCACAGCAAAGAGUUCUCUUCAGACCCAUAUCAGAAUCCACAGAGGAGAAAAGCCAUACUCCUGUGGCAUAUGUGGCAAAUCCUUCUCUGACUCCAGUGCCAAGAGGAGACACUGCAUUCUGCACACAGGCAAAAAGCCCUUCUCCUGCCCCGAGUGUAACUUACAGUUUGCUCGCUUAGACAACUUGAAGGCUCACUUGAAAAUCCAUAGCAAAGAGAAACCUGCAUCAGAUGCCAGCAGCGUUUCUGGCAAUAAUAACACUGAAGAGGUCAGGAAUAUUCUUCAGCUGCAGCCCUAUCAACUGUCUGCAUCUGGAGAGCAAGAAAUUCAGCUUCUUGUAACCAAUUCUGUACAUAACAUCAAUUUCAUGCCUGGUCCUAGCCAAGGAAUCAGCAUUGUCACAGCAGAGAGUUCUCAGAACAUGACCUCGGACCAGGCCACUAAUCUCACCCUGCUCACGCAGCAGCCAGAACAACUGCAGAAUUUAAUUCUUUCAGCCCAACAGGAGCAAACAGAACACAUUCAGAGCCUCAAUAUGAUUGAAAGCCAGAUGGAACCCGCACAGACCGAGCCAGUGCAUGUAAUCACACUCUCCAAGGAAACCCUGGAACAUCUUCACGCCCAUCAAGAGCAAACAGGGGAGCUCCAUUUAGCAAGUGCUUCAGAUCCGGCUCAACACCUGCAGCUGACGGAGCCUGCUCCCCCGACACCCACCCACCAUGUGCCCCCACCCCCACCACUUAGCCAGGAGCAGAGCUGACCUGUAAACGCGUGUGAUCGAUUGGUCUCCUCCCAGUGAGCCAGCUGUAACUGUGCCGGAAGGCAGGCUUUCUGAAACACUCACAAGUCUUUCCAGAGGUGUGAUGGCUAGCUGCUAGUUCUGAUGCUUUCCAUCCAGGCAACAAGACGUGUGUAUCGUAUCUUGUAUGUAGUCCAGAUUUGGAUUUAGCAUUCAUUAUUGAUGAAUGGUUUUCAUUUUCAUCCAAAUCUCUUAAGGUCUUGGAUGAUUUUUAUUUGGGGGCAUUGAUUUAGACUUCUCUAAGUCUUGAAUGUCCAUGGCCACAGCUUAUGGCCUUGUGACCUUUCCAUUUAUAUUUUUUAGAAAAAAGGAAGUCAUAUGUUGGUUGAAUUGGGUAGAGUGGUUUCAUCUUUAUUUCUCUUGGGCAACCGGUUGCUUCUAUAAGACAAGUCAGGGCUGAAUACAGAUAACAACUUUGGAGAAUCUGUCCUUUUAAUACUUUCUAAUCCCCUAAAACAGAGUAACUCAACAUUUAAUCUCUGUGGUACGGUGGGCUCUUCGUGUCAGGUUUGAGGUAGAUUCAGAGACAUAUAAACUAAGUCUAUUUUAAAUCAAAAUGAAUAUAACAAGAAAACCAGAAAGUACAGGAUUAUUUUAAAAAUUGUGAACUCAAUUUUUCUGAGAAACAUGGACUUACAUAUUUUUGAGGGGAUUUACAUACUUUUUUAAAAGAAGGUUAUUGAAAAAUUUAAUUUAAAAGUCUAAUUAAAGAGUGAAACGGAUCAAGACAUUCAACCCAUAAAUUACAAAUUUUUGUCAGCAGUGAUAAUUGUUCUUUCUGAUGAAGUUAAAGCUGUCAGUUAUCCUGGAAUAUAAAAUUUUAUUCAGUGUAUUUUAAGUAUCAAAUAUACUCUCCUGAAUUCUAAUUGAUCCUGAAAAUGAUCUGUGUAUUAUGUCUGAUAACUUUCUGAAGAUGGGACCUUAUAAUCUAUUUUUAUUGCAAAGUAGGUUAAAUCUCAUAAAAUGGACACAUCAUUUUAAAAAGUAAAUAUCUUCUACUUUUAAAAAUAAUUUGAGCCUCCAAACCAUAGUAGCCAAUCUGUAAUUGUACACUUUUAAAUAAUUGUCAAAAGUUGAAGUUAUGUUUGGGUUAGGUUUUCAAGCCCAGUGUACUUUAUUGGAGACUUUGAUUGCUUUCUCUUAAGUAAACUGAUAGCAGAUUUUGGAGAGAAGAAAAUGGGUACUAGUCUAAGUUAACAUAAUGCUGGUGGAGCGUACGGGUAAUCUACCUUAAAAUGAACAGGAUCAUUACAUCAUUUACUUAUUUUCUCUCUGUAGACAUCUUUGUUUGAUUUCCACCUGAGUCAAGAACGUUUUUUUGGAGGUUAAAAUAAUGGAAUUUUUCAGGUUUGAGAGAAGAUAAAAGCUUUUUUUUUUUUUUAAACAUAUUUGCCAAACUAUAUUUUAGUAUAUAUAAUUCACAAAAUUUUGAAAAUGAUAUAUAUCUUAUGUAUAUCAAUCGAGUAAUGUUCAAGUCAGGCCUGACUAGAGCCAAGAUAGUAAUUUUUACAAAUACAGUUAUGACCUAAAUAUUAUUUCAAAUUCUUAAGUCAUUUAAACUACUUCAAUCUUACUCUUAAAAUGCAAAGUUUUUGCCAGUUUUUCAAAGCUUACUGGCCCACAGUUUCUUGAGAUACAGAAUAUUAAUAUAAAUGAAUUUUUAGCUACUCACUCUGGAGAGCUAGAGAAUUUAUUCAGGAAAUACGGUCACAUAAGUCAGUUUAACUAGCUUUACGACAGUCUACCUCUGCACUAGGAGAAAUACAAUGUGGGCCUCAUGUAAUUUAAAAUUUUCUAGUAGCCACGUUAAAAACAAAAAGAUGAAAAUUGAUUUGAGUAAAAUUAUUUAAUACCACAUUUUCCAAAUAUUUCAACCUGUAAUCAGUAUAAAAACGUAUUAAUAUUUUUUAAUUCUUUUUUGCAUACUAAGUCUUCAAAAUCUAGUAUACACUCAAUUUGAAUGCUAAUAUUCUUUGGACAUACUUGACCUGUAUUUAGAAUUCAUGCAAUUUACAGUUGAAAACCUAGAAUGACAUACAAGUAGUUGCACACUGAAUUUUUUUUCAAUAACUGAAAUGAUUAUCAGUUAAAUUUAUAUUAAAAUCUGGGGUGCCUGGCUGGCUCAGUCAGAAGAGCAUACGACUCUUGAUCUCAGGGGUCAUGAGUUCAGGCCCCACACUAGGAAUUAGAGAUGACUAAAAAAAGAACAAAAAUCCCACCACCAGUUCCUUAGUCACACUAGCCAUAUUACAAGUUUUUUUUUUUUUAAUCUUUAUUUUUGAGAGACAGAGACAGAGUGUGAGCAGGUAAGGGGCAGAGAGAGAGAGGGGGACACAGAAUCUGAAGCAGGCUCCGGGCUCCCAGCUGUCAGCACAGAGCCCGACGUGGGGCUCAAACUCCCAAACUGUAAGAUCAUGACCUGAACGAAGUCGGACGCUUAACCAACUGAGCCACCCAGGCGCCCUGCCAUAAUACAAGUUCUUGACAGCCACGUGUGGCUGGUGGCUCCUGUUCUGCAUGGCACAGGCCUACCUGCUUCUACCUUGAGAGCCAGUUUCAGCCAUAAAAAUAUCUUCCGGAAGAGUUCUGGUUUAUUUGCCUGUCUGUCAAAGGGAAAGGAGAAAAUGAUAGCUUUAUAAAUCUAGCUUCUCUUUUGUGUCCCCAAAACACCUUCUGCCCUCUGAAAUCCCAAAUUCUAAAGUUCAGUGACUCUGUAUCCAAAGGAAAUGUCAUGCACGUAAAAAUGUCUCUUACAUGUUUGAGAGAUUUUUGGCUCAGUGUUUCACAACUUAUUUUGUAUUAAACCUGUACAGUUUUUAAAAUUGUUUUAAUAAGUGUGGAAAUACAAAAUGUACUUCUUAGGAAGUAGAACAUUAUGCUUUGGGUUACUGAGAUGCACCUUAUCGCUUUCAAAAGUGAGUCUCUGGUUUUCUCUGAGUUAGAGGGCUAGCUUUGGGAAGACUCGAGCUCCCGCCAUCAAAAUCAGUUAUUUACACAUGUGCUUGCGUCUGCUUCUUGAACAUUUUUCUACCUCUACUGUUUUCUGCAGUCAGUUCCCUGUGUUUAGGAACUGUGAGCAACCAGUCACGUAAUGCUGAAGAAUAUAGUGAUAUUCCCGUUAUAGAUGCUUACAUCUAGGUUUUCAUGAAUUGGAUAAUAAUAUCUGCCACAUAUUGAGUCUUUAUACUAUAGGCCAGGACUGAAGCCAAGUGUCUUAGGUCUGUACCUUGGUGCUCCUCAACGUUCUUUUGUGUCGUGGCUCACAAAGUAGGAUUUAUGCAGCACCCUGCAAUUCGGGGACUCCAGUGCCCUCGGGCCAGGACUGGCAUAUUUGCUUGCUGGGGCUGCCAUAACAAAUACUACGGACUGGGUGCUUAAAGCAACAGAGAUCUAUUUUCUCAGUUCUGGAGGCUAAAAGUCCAAGAUCAAGGUGUGGGCAGGGUUGGUUUCUUCUGAGGCCUCCUGACUAUCUUUUCCUCCCUGUCUUUGCAUGGUCUUCCCUCUGUGUGUUUUGUCCUAAUCUUACAAGGACACCAGUCAGUGUUGGAUUAGAGCCCACCCUAAUCCUAAUGACCACAUUUUCACUUAGUUACCUCAUUAAAGGCCCUAUUCCCACACAGUCACAUUCUGAGGUACUGGGGGUUAGGCCAUCCACGUGAAUUUGGUGGGGGGGACACAAUUCAGCCCAAAAUAAUUGGCACCUGGAAUGAGCAGUGUCUGGGAUGCACCUAUAGCCUAUCUGAAGCAACAUUCCUAUUUUACUUAAUCUUCAUGACAUUUGUAUGAGCUAAGUAAUAUUACUAUGCCUAUUUUACAGAUGAGAACAUAGAGGCCCUAAUAGAUGAAGUCCAUUGCCCAUGGUCACACAGUAAUUGGCAAAGCCAGAACUGCUGCACAGCACUACGCUGCUUCCACCAGAUGGGCUUAACUAUCACCAGUCUUGAAACUGAAGCUGAAUUUCUCUUCACGUACGAUCUGCUUGAUGUAAUGGAAGGUUUUUGGCUAAAAUUGAGAUCUGGGGCCCCUGGCAGGCUCAGUCGAUAGAGCAUACGACUCCCGAUCUUGGGGUCUAUGAGGUCAAGCCCCAGGAUGGGUGUAGAACUUAUAAAAAUUGAUCUGUGUCUGACAUUUUAGCACGAUCAGACGUUUUACAUAAAACAAUAAUUGUAAAAGGUGUAUAGUCUUUCUCCUAUAGAAACGACUGCCACAUUAAUACUUAUAUUAGUAUUUUACCACUAUUGGUUUAAAAACUUAAUAGAAAUUUACCAAGUCCAUGAAAGUUACUGCUGAUGUGAAAAUGUCUUAACUAACAUGAGCCUCCGUGAGCCCUUUUUUCGAACUCCUGACUAAGGAUAGUUUAUGUGUAGGGCGGACUUGUUUGACUUUUUGCUACCCUUAUUUGUUAAGUAUUGAGGUGAGUUAUCACCCUCACUUUUCAGACUAAAUUAAGACAAUUUUUUUUAAUGUUUACUUAUUUUGAGAGACCACACGCACACAAGUGGGGGAGGGACAGAAAAUGGGGGAGAGGGAAUCCCAAGCAGGCUCUGCACUGUCAGCACAGAGCCAACAUAGGGCUCAGUCUCAUGAGAUCAUGACCUGAGCCAAAAUUAAGAGUCAGACGUUUAACUGACUGAGCCACCCAGGGGCUCCUAAAAUAAGCCUAAAUUCUUAAACAUUGAAAGAAAACUCUUGGUUUCACUUUUGUAAACAGCAGGCUUGGAGUGACCUCUAAAAAUUCCCCUUGCCUUUUGUAAACAUCAGGUGUCAAAGAAUGACCUCUAAAAGAAACAGGAAUGUCACUGUGAUAGAUGAUGUAACUUUCAAAUUUUUUGCAUGUAAUUAAGCAACAAACACUUUUGUUGGCUAUAAUAUAUA
Molecule: messenger RNA, 7332 nt
Organism: Acinonyx jubatus (cheetah)
Lineage: Eukaryota; Metazoa; Chordata; Mammalia; Carnivora; Felidae
Gene: ZBTB24
Product: zinc finger and BTB domain containing 24
Exons: 8
Coding region: 340-2418 (692 amino acids)
Biological process (GO): regulation of transcription by RNA polymerase II
Cellular component (GO): nucleus
Molecular function (GO): protein binding; RNA polymerase II cis-regulatory region sequence-specific DNA binding; DNA-binding transcription factor activity, RNA polymerase II-specific
Source: RefSeq, a predicted model, not a curated record